UCUGCGGUGAUACUCCAGGAACGAACCAAAAAAAAUAAUCAAGAAGCAUAAUUCAAUUUGCAGUUGAAGUGAAGCGAAAGAUGGUUAUGACAGAGAGGAGGAGAGAAUCUGUGUGAGUGUUAGGUAUGAGUUUGAAAGAGAAAGCAGAGAGUGUGUGCGCCUCGCCAUGGCUGAAACUCUCGAAGGAUGUUGACCCCAAACAUGCUUCCAACACCUUGUACUACGUUGACGCUGUGGAGGCUGCAAUUCCUGUUCCUCGUAACUGCAACGCGCGUGGCUUCUACGACCACUUAUUUAGGAACUUCAUCAAGGUCGAUCACAUCCAACGUGGACGAAUCCAAUGCACUCUUCUCGCCAAACCACUCAUCUGCAAUGGCUAUGGAACUCUGCAUGGAGGGGCUGUUGGGUCCUUGGUUGAGAUUCUGUCUACUGCUUGUGCUAGAACUGUAGUUGCUGAAGAGAAGGAACUUAUUCUUGGGGAAAUGAACGUUUCUUACCUCUCUGGCACUCCAGCAAAUGAAGAAGUGCUAGCUAAUGCCACUGUCAUGAAGUCUGGAAGAAAUUUGACUGUUGUUGCAGUUGAGUUUAAACUGAAGAAAACUGGGAAUUUGCUCUAUAUUACUCAUGCUACCUUCUAUAACAUGCCAGUUUCCAGUUUAUGAAUAUUUAGCUUCCUGGUGGAUGUUGUUCAGCAGUUUCAUUUUAAUGUUUUUUCCAUAACAUGAUUCUUCAAAUCAGGCCGAUUCUUAUCAGUGAUAAAUUUUUAGUGCUUUAUUGUUAUGUUAAUUAUGACUAUUGCCAUAGCCAUCAUGUUGAUAAAUUUCUUAUAUAACAAAUAUGAUAAUGUUAAAAAUAGAAUGUAAUAACCAUUAAUUUAGGACUUGCCAAAGUCUAU
Molecule: messenger RNA, 895 nt
Organism: Cajanus cajan (pigeon pea)
Lineage: Eukaryota; Viridiplantae; Streptophyta; Magnoliopsida; Fabales; Fabaceae
Molecular function (GO): fatty acyl-CoA hydrolase activity
Source: RefSeq, a predicted model, not a curated record